AUGACGUGUGGGCGCCGGCUGUCCCGAUAUUCACACAGCAUGGCGUCACAACUUAUCGCAUUAAUAUUGUGGCUAUGUGGAAAUGUGUUUGGACUUCGAGAAAUUCAUAUUACAGUCCCGGAAGCCGUUGGCGUUGGUUCCAAUGCAAUAUUAGGGUGUCGCUGGGCUUUGGACACUGGAGAAGCUCUAUAUACUGUUAAAUGGUACCAUGGUGCCCAAGAAUUUUUUCGGUUUGUGCCAAAGGAAUUGCCUAACACAAGGGUCUUUUCACAAACUGGCAUUAAUGUAGAUGUUUCUCGAUCUGGUGCACAACAAGUGGUGCUUCGAGAAGCGACGAGGGGACUUAGCGGUCGGUAUCGAUGCGAGGUGUCUGCCGACGCACCGUUCUUCCACACGGUCUACAAAAGCGCAUUCAUGCGUGUAAUCGAUCUACCCCUAUCAGAACCGAAAGUACGAGCACAAAAAAGCUGGUAUUCGGUUGGAGAUAUGCUACGAGCUAAUUGUACUUCACCUCCAGCUGAUCCACCGGCCAAUCUUACCUGGCUCGUCAAUGGCUAUGAGGUAAAAGGACUCAAUAUUCCAGUCAUUGACUCAUAUUACGAGAGAAGAAAACCUACGAUAAGUGAUGCCUCACUUGAAGAUGCAAACAGAAUUAUAUUCAGUCCGUGGGACACAAUAUCUCGAUAUGAAGAAGCCGUAACUGACAAUGUCAUAGACAUUCCAGGCAAUAUUAGAGAUACACAAGGUUCUCGCCAUGUUGAAAUCAACGAUAAAAUCAAAAACGAGACCACGACGAACCUGGGCUCUAGAUACGAUGAAACAACAAGCAAAUUUAAUAUUAGUAAUGAGGAAGAUAAAUAUAACAAAACAUCUUCAUUUAGCCAACUUGUAGUAAGAGUACAACAUUCUCAUUUCCAAAAGGGUCGAUUGAACGUUACGUGCGUAGCACGUAUACUAUCUGUUUGGUCUGCAAGUGGAGUACUGCUUUUGGACGAAGAAAGACCUCAAAUUGCGCCUGUAAUGGGAAGCCGUGACUCCAGUUCUGGAGGGCCCCGACUUACAAUAGUGGCGAACGUGGGAGUCUUUUCUUUGUUCACUUUCGUGUUGCUCAGACAAUGGUCAAUCCGAUGA
Molecule: messenger RNA, 1131 nt
Organism: Parnassius mnemosyne (clouded apollo)
Lineage: Eukaryota; Metazoa; Arthropoda; Insecta; Lepidoptera; Papilionidae
Source: the annotation of a GenBank genome assembly